AUGGGCGUCGCGCGGUGCGCCGCGGUGCGCGCGAGCGUCGCACGAACGACGGUGUCGAGGCGCGAGGGGCGAUCGAGCGCGCAGGCGCCGGCGGUGCGACGACGAUGCGUCGCAGUGAACGCUGGGACGGGUAAGUUCAUCGUCGGUGGGAACUGGAAGUGUAACGGCACCGCGGCCUCGGUCAAGGACCUCGUCAAGGCGCUCAACGCGGGAAAAAUUGACGCGGAUGUCGACGUCUACGUCGCGCCGCCGUUCGUGUUCAUUCCGCGCGUGCAGGCGGAACUCAACAGUGAGAAGUACGCCAUCGCCGCGCAGAAUUGCUGGGUUUCCGAGGGUGGUGCGUUUACUGGAGAGGUGAGCGCCGAAAUGCUCGUCGACGCCAACAUCCCUUGGGUGAUUUUGGGGCACAGCGAACGUCGCGCGUUGUGCGGCGAAACGAGUGAGUUUGUCGGCGAGAAGGUUAAGUACGCCCUGAGCAAGGGUUUGAAGGUUGCUCUAUGCAUUGGUGAAACGUUGGAUCAGCGGGAGUCCGGGAAGACCAUGGACGUGUGCUACGCGCAGCUCAAGGCUGUGAACGACGUCAUCACUGCGGCGGACUGGGACAACGUCGUCAUCGCGUACGAGCCCGUCUGGGCCAUCGGUACGGGCAAGGUAGCGACGCCAGAUCAGGCGCAAGACGUACAUGCGGGCAUUCGUAAGUGGUGCGCGUCCAAUAUCUCCCCGGAAGUCGCGUCUAAGAUUCGUAUUCAAUACGGAGGUAGCGUGAACGCGUCGAACUGCGACGAGUUGGCGACGAAGGAGGACAUCGACGGAUUCCUCGUCGGUGGCGCUUCGCUCAUCGGCGACGCAUUCGUCACGAUUUGCAACAGCGCGAAGAACUCCAAGUGA
Molecule: messenger RNA, 888 nt
Organism: Ostreococcus tauri
Lineage: Eukaryota; Viridiplantae; Chlorophyta; Mamiellophyceae; Mamiellales; Bathycoccaceae
Product: Triosephosphate isomerase
Exons: 2
Coding region: 1-888 (295 amino acids)
Biological process (GO): glyceraldehyde-3-phosphate biosynthetic process; gluconeogenesis; glycerol catabolic process
Cellular component (GO): cytosol
Molecular function (GO): triose-phosphate isomerase activity
Source: RefSeq, a predicted model, not a curated record